Molecule: messenger RNA, 2709 nt
Organism: Cololabis saira (Pacific saury)
Lineage: Eukaryota; Metazoa; Chordata; Actinopteri; Beloniformes; Belonidae
Gene: nop2
Product: NOP2 nucleolar protein homolog (yeast)
Exons: 16
Coding region: 136-2418 (760 amino acids)
Biological process (GO): maturation of LSU-rRNA; rRNA base methylation
Cellular component (GO): nucleolus
Molecular function (GO): rRNA (cytosine-C5-)-methyltransferase activity; RNA binding
Source: RefSeq, a predicted model, not a curated record
UGUGCGCCGGAAGUUCUCCUGCAACGUGUAGAAGAACAUUUCACGUGUUAGAUUUUUUUCGUACUGCGGUAAUUUACAAUCUGAAGUUGUGUCCAAAACGCGCCGAUUUGCCCGCUGUCUGUGUAGAUCAGAAUUAUGGGUCGGAAAUUGGAUCCCACAAAUAAGGUGAAGAGGGGGCCGGGUAAGAAAACCAAAAAGCAGCAGGGCGCAGAGGUUGAGUUGGCCAAAUUCUUGCCCGAUGAGGAAACAGGUUCAAAGCGUCUAUCAAGCAGAGGCAGGAAAAGAGCUGCAAAGAGAGUUCAGAAUCUGAAAAAGCCUAAAGAUGUUUCUAAGGAACAGCCCAAUAAAGGUUUUACUGAUGAAAACAGCAAAUGGUUGAAACCAUCAAAGAGAAAGCGUAAAGCUGAUGAACCAGAGAGUGAGAGUGACAGCGAGGAGCACUGGGAAGACGAAGAUGAUGAGGAAGAGGAGCAGGAGAUGCCACAGAAGAAGGGGGGAAAAGAUGAAGGGAAAAAUGGUGCAAAAUUAGCAGUGAAAAAACAGAAAAAGAAUGAGGUUGAAGAUAACGAUGAGGAAGAGGAAGACGAUGAUGAUGAUGAAGAUGACGACGAGGAUGAAAUGGUUGAUGACUAUGGUACACUCGAUGAUGGCAGUGAUGGAGAGGAUCUUCUUCCCAUUGAACGUGCUGCCAAGAAGGCGAAAAAACUCAAAGAAUCCAAGGUUCUUGGGAGUGAUGGCGAUGAUGAUGACGACGAUGAUGAUGAGGGGGAGGAAGAUGAUGAUGAAAAGGAACAGAAAUCAGAUGAUGACAUGGAAGAGGAUGACACGUUACAAACCAACACAGAUGAUGGAGAUACAUUCAGGCUGCCUGGUGCAGAAGAGAGUGAGAAGGAGGGUGUCAUGUCUUUUGACCUGAAGGCAAUCCACCAAAGAAUAAAGGACAACAUUGAUGUCCUCUGUAAUUUCUCAACAAAAAGAGAGGAGGGGAAAGACAGACAGGAGUACAUCUCACUGCUGAAGAAAGAUCUCUGUACUUAUUACAGCUACAAUAACUUCCUCAUUGAGAAACUAAUGGACCUCUUUCCUCUUUCAGAGCUGGUUGAUUUCCUUGAAGCCAAUGAAAUUCACAGACCUGUCACGAUUCGGACGAACACACUAAAAACAAGGAGGCGGGACCUCGCUCAGGCUCUGAUCAACAGAGGAGUGAACCUGGAUCCACUGGGGAAAUGGUCUAAAGUUGGUUUGGUUAUCUACGAUUCCUCUGUACCAAUAGGUGCAACGCCGGAGUAUCUUGCUGGUCAUUACAUGCUGCAGGGAGCCUCCAGCUUCCUGCCAGUCAUGGCCCUCUCUCCACAGGAGGGAGAGUUAGUGUUGGAUAUGAGCUCUGCUCCAGGCGGCAAGACCACGUAUGUCGCUCAGUUGAUGAGAAACACAGGAGUGAUUGUUGCUAAUGAUGCCAACGCUGACAGAUUGAAGAGCGUGGUGGGAAACAUUCACCGUCUGGGGGUCACCAACACUGUGGUCAGCAACUACGACGGCAGGCAGUUCCCCAAGGUUAUGGGAGGGUUUGAUAGAGUUCUGCUUGAUGCACCGUGUUCAGGCACAGGAGUCAUCGCUAAAGAUCCAGCUGUGAAGACCAGCAAGGAUGAGGCAGAUAUCCUUCGCUCUGCUCACCUACAGAAAGAGAUGAUUUUGGCUGCCAUUGACUCCGUCAAUGCAGAGUCCUCUUCUGGAGGAUACCUGAUCUACUGCACAUGCUCAAUAAUGUGGGAGGAGAAUGAGUGGGUGGUGGACUAUGCUUUGAAGAAAAGGAAUGUCAAGUUGGUUCCUACCGGACUUGACUUUGGCAAGGAAGGCUUCACCAGAUUCAAACAGCAUAGAUUCCAUCCUUCUCUACGACUCACGCGGCGAUUUUAUCCUCACUCCCACAAUAUGGAUGGAUUUUUUGUGGCCAAGUUUAAAAAGUUCUCCAAUGUAAUUCCAGCUGCACCCACAGGAAAAGGCGAGACAACAGAUGCUUCUGAGGCUCCAGCAGCUGCAGACUCGCCCAAAGACAAGCCAUCCAAAAGCAACAAGGCAAACAAGACCGCGAUGGAGAAGAUGGUGCCAUUAAAACAAAAGGACAAAGCAAAUGGAAUGCCAGCCAAAAAAACUGCAAACAUGAAAUCAAAGGCAAAAAAUUACUUGCAAACUGGUCCAAAGAAGGCAAAAAUUGCCAAAAUGGAUGGAGAGACUUCGAAGGGGCCAGAGAAGCCAGUACCGACCACCGACGAGAAGAAAGCAUCAAAGGCUGACAAAAAGGAGGGAAGCAGAUUUGAGAAAAAGCUGGCCAAAAAACCCAUGAAGGCCAAGAAUAGACUAGGAAAGAACAAAUUCAACAAGUUGAAGCUUAUGCUGAAAAAACAAGAUAAAAAGUGAAAUGUGGACCGUUUGUUGACAUGUUCAGGAUUACAACAGAACUUGGUGGAGCUUUAUUAGAGCUCUAACUUCUCUCCAUCUCAGAGGGUUUAGGUGGGAAUGCCUGGUUGUGUUUUCAGAGCAGCAUGUCACGUGAUUAAAACACCAUACCUGCUUUUGGAUGAGUUAUCUUUCUCUCUCUCUUUGUUUAAAAUGUGUAUUCCAUGAUUUCUUAUGUUUGUUGGAUAAUUACAAAUGAGGGCAUCCUCCAUGUGAUAAAACAAUAAAUAUUUUAUGGGAUUUUUCCCAUCA